This is a messenger RNA of Ascochyta rabiei, 534 nucleotides long. RefSeq lists its product as uncharacterized. Lineage: Eukaryota; Fungi; Ascomycota; Dothideomycetes; Pleosporales; Didymellaceae. Bases 1 to 534 code for a protein of 177 amino acids. The transcript is spliced from 5 exons. The record is from RefSeq and is a predicted model, not a curated record.
AUGGUGGCCGGAGUUGAUAUGAGCGAUAAGAACGCCUGGGAUGAUUCGUUUCUGCAGGAUUCCUGGAACGAUGCCGUGGCCGAAUAUGAGAAGUAUCACAGUAUUGCCAAAUCUGGCAAGCGCCUGGAAGACGUCUUGACCGAGGAAGAACUGAAAAAAUUGCGCGAGGACCACGGCGACUUGAUAGGUGAGGCAGAAGCAACCCCUCAGGCUGUGGCCGAGGCGAACGGCAACUCGGAUCAGAUGGACACUGAAGACUCAAUGCAAGAGACGGAGGAAGUCGAGAAACUCGCACAGACGAAACUGCAGCAGGAAACAGCAGCAUCCGAAGAACAAAACCAACCCCAGUCAGCAAAUAUGGGUACCACAGCGCCACAUGACACUGCUUUCGCAGCCUCCAUGCCACAGGCAAUCCUUGGGACAGUUCAGGACGAGAAUCUUAAGAAUAUCAUGAUGUCUUGGUACUAUGCUGGGUACUACACAGGCUUGCAUGCGGGACAGCAGCUUCCGAGAGAUGCUCCUCCGAAGCAGUGA